This is a messenger RNA of Biomphalaria glabrata, 11970 nucleotides long. RefSeq lists its product as uncharacterized. Bases 7242 to 8786 code for a protein of 514 amino acids. The transcript has 9 exons. The record is from RefSeq and is a predicted model, not a curated record. Lineage: Eukaryota; Metazoa; Mollusca; Gastropoda; Planorbidae.
GGAAAAACCCGAUUGGCGUGUCUGGAUAAAGGAUAAAUUUAGCUACAGACAUAUUGUGCACAGCGCUAUAGACUUUCAUUCUGUUGGAACUAUAUUUAUGUAUCUAUCUAGAUAUAAAACUAAUUCUCAAGAAAUGGCUGACGAUUGUGAUGGAUGGACAUAGAUUCCAUUUCAACAUCCAGUUUAAGUAGCCUCGAUCUAGAGGUGUCCGAUGAAUUUGUCGAGAGUACACGACCAUUCCUAUUUGAACCAGACGUAGAAGACUUUUAUUUACAUUCACUACAAGCCGACGAAAAGAGUCAGCUUGGCGACUCGGAACCUUCACUCAGCACAUCAGCUGAUCUGGGAACCUUGUUACCAAGCUCAAGUAAAACUCAUACCUCUAACAUUCCAUCAAAAAUAGAAUCUAGAAAGAGAUCCCUGAGAGAGGUUUACAGUGAGACAAUCAAAGAAGAAAUUCGCUGCAAAAUCCAACUCAGGCGAAUUUCUCUGGGACAAGAGGAGCUGAAAGUGGACUUUGCCCAACCUGAACCUACAAUUUGUUAUGACGCUGUGAGAAGCCGAAACGAAAUUCGAGAAAAGAAUAAAAUAUAUGCGAAGCAAUCACGUGACAGGGCCCGUGCUGGUAGACAUAAACUCAUUGAAUCCAACAGAGAACUAACUUCAACAAGAUUAAAACUUAGAGAUGAAAUCAGACGUUUACGGCGAACGCUAAAUAUUUGUGAAGAAUUUCUCAAUCAGCAUCGAACAGUUUGUCAGUAUUCCUAACGACAUUGAUUCGUCUGUGCUUUUAUAGACGCAUAGACCUAUUUUAAAUUAUAUUGUAAUCAUAUGAAAUUUUGAUUACGCUUUCGUGAAAAUGUAUUCUAUUUAUUUGUAUAACAUAGAAUUUGGACCAAUGUCCAUAAAAAGAGACAGACAGUUAAAUAUUCACAUACCUAUAUGUCUAUGUAAAUAUUCAAGUACUUUCUUAAAUCAGUUAAACGAUUUUAAUAUAAGCCUAUUUUUGACUGUAAUAAAAUACAAAUAACAAUGUUUUUCGAAACAAAUGUCUAUGCCAACUAAGAAUUUUUUCCUUUAGAAUAUCAAUAAUGAUUUGUAUUAUUAUUAUCAUCAUAAGUUUUACACAAUUGUACAAAAGUAAAAAAAAAAUAAUAAUAAUAAAUUAUAAUUGCAAAUAAAUCUAUAUAUUAUAUGAUCCAGGUGAACUUGCCUAUAUAUCAACGACUGUCCAACAUUUGAGAUAGAAAUGUACGAAUAUAGACAUAUGUAUACCUAUGUCUAUGUGUACGAUGCUUGAAGUGUCUAUGUUAAUAAUUUUAUCUCCGAGGAAUGAAAAAUUAUUGUGUCUGUUAUUUUUAUCGUUGGUGAAUUUUGUGAACUUAAAUAAGAUGUAUUAAAUAAUAAUGUCGCCCUUCUUAAUUCUGUAGCAUUUGUUAUGCAUUGUUAGCUAAUAUAUUAGUAUUGAUUUAUUGUAAGUUAUAGUUGUAAAUAUAAAAGACGUCACAUUUGGUUGUUAAUAUAUUGUUUAUAUUCUUUCAACAGGUUACUUUGCAUUGAUUGGUUUCUUACUACUAAAUAGGCCUAGGCCUACAGUUUGCAUUGCGCAAUAUUUCUACAUUUUUCUACUAGAUCUUCUACACUACAUGCAUCUCUAGUUAUGAACUCAACCCACUUUGUUCAUACCGGACUAUUAAUUCACACUUUCGUCAUAGUAAAAAAAAAAAGUAAAAUGUGAACAAUUUAUUUUGACAAUUUUUCAUUAUCAUAUUCAGCUGAAAUUUCGAACAUAGGCCUAAACUCGUGCUGCGUAACAAAUUUUUUUUUUAUUAAACUUCACAAAGAUUGCUUCAUUAAUUAUUGAACUUAAUUAUUGAACUGUUUUUUACUUAUCGUUAAAUUAUCUAUGUGAAUCAGGUAAAAGGUUAUUUUGUACUUUUCUUGCAUAUGACCGCCCCCACAAAAAGGUAUAAGAUUCAGUUUUACUGUAUUAUUUGAAGAAGGAGGGAUCGUUUUUUUUCAAUUUGGUUUUUAUCGAACGGAACAAGAUUUCUAUAUGAUACUUAUGGCGGGUAAACUUAGAGGAAGAGUGCUAAAGACCCUACACAAAAGAUACCCUUAAGGCCUUCCAAAGUAAGCUCAUAUCUACUUCUACCCUUUAGUUUCUUUUAUAAAAACAGACUUCACAAAAUGUCUGCAUUUUCUAUAGGAGACCCUGGUAAUAGCUUUUAAAUGGGGAUUUCCCUUAGCUAUCGGAUAACUUAGGAGUAUGUUUAUUUCGUUGCGUGUCUAAGGUGUGUCUAUUUAUAGAUGUCAACAUUGGCUUACUAUAAAAUCAAAGAUAAACCUAUAUCUUGUCGGACUAUAAAAAUCUAUGAUUGGAUAGAUAGAUCUACAUUAUGUACAUUGUAUAUCGCAUUUUAAUUAAGUUUAUCUUUAAAACUUUUUCAACUUGAAAUGUGAUUUUUUUUAUCAUGACCCUUAAAUUCAUAAAGUCAUCUAAACCUAUAAAGCGGCUUGGGCGUCAAUCAAUCUGAUUCUGGCCCAGUGCUCUUUGAUUUUUAGUUUUUUAAAAUGUUUAUUUAUCUUUAUUAUUGAGGAACACGGAACACGAGUCUCGUUGUGCUAAAUGUGACUAUUGUCUCUGCCUCAGUAAAACCACUAAAUUUUUAAAAAAGUCUCCACAACGUAAAGUUUAAAGAAAAGUAGUGACACUAACAAGCCUACUACAGAGUUUUACAAAGAAUAUAUCCCCUUUGUCUUUCUGGUAAAUAGUUUGUACACGUCAUUUCUCCCACACCCAAUCUCGGAGACUCGAUUAAGUUGAAAUUUUGCGCAAUUAUUUCUUGCACCUGAGGUUUAAGUUUUGGCACAUCGGCAAAUUUAGGCCAUGUCGCCUAACAAAAUAAGAACCAAUAUAAAAAAUAACCAGUUAGUCAGUUAACUAAUUAAUUAAAUAACUAGGUGUCGGAGAAAUAAUGUGUACAAACUUUUUACCAGAUAGACAGAGGACAAACAGUGAUGUGAUAUAAGAUUCGUAAAAAACGCAAUAAAAAUAUGUAUACUAAAAAUAAAAAUAAUAAGUAAAAAUAAAUAAAUAAUAAGGCUAUGUCAUCUGCGAAUAGCAGAUCUUCCAGCUUUUGUGUGAAAGUCGUUUAGAUUCCUUUCCCUGAAUUAGAGUAAGCUUCUUUUAGCACCCAAUCCGAUACUAGAAGGAACAGGAGUGGUGAAAGAAGACAUCCCUGUUUGACUCCUGUUGUGACUGGAAACUCCUCUGACAGUUUGCCCCUGUAGGCUACUUAGCAGUUGAAACCAUCAUAAAAGUUUUUGAUUAUUAUUAUUACUUUAUUUGGGUUCCAUUAAUGUCUCAUUACUGCCCAGAUAGAUUUUCUGUCGAUACUAUCAAAGGCCUUUUCAAAGUCGAUAAAUGUUACAUAAAGAGGAGAUUGCCAUUCUACAAUUAUUCUAUGUGUUGCUAUUUGGUCCGCGCAAGAUCUCCCUUUUCUGAAUCCGGCCUGUUCUUCCCUUAAGUGUUCAUCACAUGCUCCCUUUAUUCUGUUUAGUAGGAUUCUGCUGAAAAUCUUGCUUGGUACCGACAACAAAGUGAUGCCUUGCCAUUUCUCACAUUGUGAUAGAUCUCCACUCUUUGGUAGUUUUAUUAGCAAGCCUUUUUCCCACUCACCAGGAGGUGUCUGAUAACCAAAUUUUGUUGAAUAGUUUGUGCAGUUGGUCCGCUAUUUCAAUUCCUACUUUUUGUUUAGGACUUCGGGUGGUAUGUUGUCAAUACCAGUUGCUUUAUUUGACUUCAUUUUUUUUCUCCUUAUGAAGGAACUGAGGCGGGAGCUCCGUGAUCGAGGUCUCAAGACAAUUGGAAAUAAGGAAACCCUAUAAGCACGCCUACGGGAGGAUUUGAUGGAGCAAGAAGCAGAUCCGGACACAUAUCUUUUUGAAGUCGAACCAGAUAUGGAAUAUAUGCAACAACAGAUGGCAGCUGUACUUGAAAAGAUGAAUUCUCAGCAAGAACAGAUGGGAGCUGUGCUCGAAAAUAUUUUUUUGCAAAAGGGGGGGGGGUGAAAGCUGCCUACCAUGGCUCAAAAUCGUAGCCUCAACUUUCUUGUUAUAAUAUUAAAGAAAAGAACUGCCCCCUAUUCGGGCCCUCAUACCUAAUUGAUAGGGGCCUAUUAAGUGCACAGUAAAUACUUUUUUUCAUGAAAUAAAAAAAAAGAACUAAAAACGUGAACAAAAGUAUUCACUGUACACAUUGUUAACUUUAUCCGUGAGGCCCGUGCUUCACUACGUUCGAUCAAACAAAAACUGCAAACGCUGACUGUGGCUGCCGAAACUGUCAAUAAUUUUACUAAUGCAUUGCUUUUCGUCGCGAUGGACAAGCUGGUGAUGAACGCUUAUCCUGCAGUUCUUAUAUUCUUCUUUGCAUUGCAGCUUUUAGGAUAAAGACAAAAAAAGUUGAACUGACCAUUAUUGCUUGAAAAGCGAGAUGUAAUGAAGAAACUUAAGAAUCAAGAUAUGUAACGUAAAGCCGUGUUCUGUAAUAACUCCCAAAAUCCAAACAUGUUGUUUUUUUUUCUCAGUGUGUCUGUCGACUGCGAAUUCUCGGCAGCAGCAACUCAAUAUCCGGAAUCAGGUUUUUCUGCCAGCAGUCUCUACUUCCUCAAUAUGACAUCACUGACGUGUUCCUCGGGAUGGUCAAGUUGCUUUUGAUUAUGUCAUUCAGGAUGUACUGUUGAGCGGCCACUGUGUUAAGUUGGAAAGACUGCAACACCGUGGAAACUGGUUCAAGAACAGAUAUUUAAUGAACGACAAUGAAAAGACAAAUCAGAAACAAGAGGAGAGGCAUUUACUACACAUGUGUAGUUUGUUUGGUUUCACUUGCAGUCGUUAUUUUAAGAUCCGCCAAACAGUCAAAGAUCUCAAAGUUGAAACUUAAAUCUCGUAUGGAUUAGUAUUGUUCAAUUGAUUGUGUCUCACACAAAAGAAGUAAAUUUAGCACCAACGCUAUCGCUAUGGACAGUUACGGAAAAAGAAUGCUAGCCAUCACGGGGCAGCCUUGGCCGAGUAGUUUGUCCAUGUCUAGACUGUACAAUGACAUCACAUGCAGCGCGUCUUUCUGAACCACAGGAACUAAACCAAUGAAGUCGAAUACAAUCGCAAUCAACAAACCGAACACUCAAAGACAUCUGCUCAGUGCCUGAGAUACCUACAAUUUCUUCACUAAAAUACCCAACAAAUGCAGUUAAUUGUUUUUGUUUCUUGCUUCUGCCAGUGCUCCGUUGAUCCAAAUCAAUGUUUUGACUUUUGACUUAGACGUUGUCAUGUGAAGAACUUUCUUGUAUCUCUUCUUUUGUAAACUGGUGGACGUGUUUCACCUGCUAUUUUAUCGACGUCAAUAUAUGUACACUCUUUACAAUGAAACUAGAUCAUUUAUGACAAAUGAGAUAUAAGAUUUCUCCACUAAGGCAAAAAAAAAAAUAUUAAAAACCUUAACUAAAUAUUAUAAAAAGUAAUUGUGGCAGUUUACGUCUCGAGACAAUUUUUUCCCUUUGCAACUUCUUGUGUGACUAAAGAGGCCAAUCCUUUGCACUUUCACCCUUCUUUCUACAACUGUUGUGUAUGACAACUGCAAUCCAGGACCUUUCCUUUAAUGCUAGCUCUUCAUAUGGAUCUAUCCAGUGCCACUUGCUCCCUAGCUGUUAAUGUCGAUUUUGAAGAGCUUUAUGUCGCGUUUGCAUAUAUCAGUAUACCUUAGCAGUGGACGACCAGCGGAACUCCUGCCUUCUGUUAAAUACAGAAUGUCUUCUGAUAAUAUAUCUUGUGGCAUUCAUAAUAACUAAAUAUAUGUGCAAAUGAAAACAAAUCAUCAAGGCUAACAUGCUUUAGAAUAUUUGACACCCUUUUUAGUGCAAAGAAUUACAAGCCUAUAAUAAAUCGUACAUGGUCGGACGUGAACUACAGAUUUGCGUAUUCUAGUUACAAUAAUAGCAUAUCUUUACAACUGUACUUGCAUCCCUCCCCCCUGCAGGCGCCCAUGCUGUUUAGCGAGAUUGUUAUAAAAUAAUCGUUUGUCCUGUCUAAGCAUUUUUGUAACUUAUUAUGAAACUGCCUGGUAGUUUUGUUUGGAUGUUUUGUUUGAGGGUCAUUAAGCUGUCACACCGUGGUAAGAUAUGUGCAUCAGACGACAGAAUACUUAUAUAUAAUCAUGGAAUAUUACCAGAGAAUUUCAAAUUGCUUUUUCAUCUUCAUAAGUAGUUGAGAAAGGCUUCAGGAAUUUAGCCAAUGUUUAAAAAAAAAAAGAAACAAACAAACAAACUGUAAGACAUCACUAACCAAGGGAAUGACGAUUAAACCUGAGUAAAUUAAAACCAAAAAGUGAAAUGAAAUUUAGGCUAUUACCAAAACAUCAUGAAAAUGGGAAAACAGGCCUAGGCCUAUAUGGUACAAAAAAGCUUAUCCGCUGCCGAGGACAAACGCAGACAGCGAAAAGAAAAUCUAAAUCGACCACCUGCGGACAAUGGUUAUGCUUGCCUUAAAUGUGGCAAAAUAUGUAGGUCACUGCUGGGGCUGCGCAUCCACGGGUAAUACUGCAUUCCUCACUAAUCGUCUGACUCGAAGACAAGCCUUAUUAUUAUUUUAUUUUCCACGCCUGAAUAUAACAUUUGUGUAUAGCUGUAUUCUUGUAAGGUUGUGAGACAGAAUCUAGAUCUAGGUCUGUGAAUCUGUGUAGUGUAGAAAAAAUCUGGUCAUUUACUAUUUUGCACAUCCGCUUCCUGACCUACAUAAACAGAAGAGAAUGUUUGUGAUUUCGUGGAUGUAAAUAGAAUUUCUUUCAAUGGCCCCCCACCCUACUUCCUCCCCCCCAUUGUUGGCAACUAAAGCACUACUUCAGUUCUCCGGCUGGCUAAAGGGGUGCAAAUGACUAUUUUUUUCAUCUAGGAGGGCAACACUGGUAAAAGUUUGAGAAACAAUGCUCUAGUGUUUCGGAAAAUACUACAGACACCCAUAGAUAGGAAACCCUUGUGAAUAAUCUACACGUUUGGGCCUCGAGGCCUUUAUCGGCUACAAGCAAAUGAAAAAGAUUUCAACUAUUAAGAUAAAUUAAGCUUUUAGUUAACUCUUCAGUGUUGUUAGUUAACAAGACAAAAAAGAAAUGAGCAUCCACUGAUGUAAAAUUGUGGAAAAUCUGGAAGAGACUAAGGAACUAGAUUUGCAAUGAAGUCUAUGUGAGGAUGGGAGCUUGCUAUUCUAAACAUAUUGAAUCUCAUGAACACAGACCAACUAAAUUACCUAGUUCCAAGCGAAAAAGAAAAAAUGUUGCUGAUUAUACAUCUCCAGAGACUGCCCUUUUAAACACAGAAGAUGGCAAUUUAGAAGUUGUUCACAUACAAAAAGAAAUUUUGCCAUCUGACAAAUCAAAUUCAAAUUAUGUUCCUUCAAGGUCAUCCACCCCUGAAUUGACUCCCAAUAUUACUGUUAAUAUUAAAAAAGGUGAUGGGGGUGUUGCACCAUCUGACAGUGGGAUUGAGAGUAUCGGCAUUGCUCCUGAAGAGAUCCAAGAACCUGUGGCUUCAAACACUGAUCAUGAUGAACUUACAAAGAAAUUGGAGCGACUGAGUCGUGGCUCGUGUGCCAGAUGUGGAAAUUUUAAACUAGAUGAUUCAGCUUUUACUGCGUUGUUAGCUGACACCUAUUGUUCCUGUGGACCACGACUGGCUGGUAGAUCAAACAUAAACCCACAUUGUAAAACACAUGGUCAGAAAAAACAGAUAUCUGCUGAUGGCAAUGAAUGCAGGACGUCAAACCUGAAAAAAACUGCUGAUGUUCAAAAUGCUAAAAGUGUUAGAAUCUCAGUACAGUCAGCAGGCACUUUGUCAUCUGCUGUAAAUGAGACUGAUCUUCUUUUAGACUCCAAUGAUUUCUUUCAGGCUCCUCUGGCUCAUUUUGAUUCUUUGGACAUCAUUGACCACAUGUCACAAAGCAAACAGAAACGAAGAAGUUUGCUGAGUGAAAUUUUAAAUAUAACAGACUCCAUUUGCCGAUGUGACUUUUACUCAAAUGAAUAUUAUUGCUCUGAAGAUAAACAUUAUGACGUUGAUAUGCCAGAAGAAUCUCAUUCUCCUUUGAACGACUCCUCACUGGUCUCAGGUGGUAAAACUUCAUCACAGUCACACAUGAACUGCUACAAUCCAAAUGACCAAUUCAGUAAAUGCCAAGUGGAGUCACUUCAAGAAGUCAUCUCAAACAGCAAAAAAAGUGCCAGCUUGCCAAAAAAUGUUUCAUUUGCAGCCCAGAAUUCCAUAGAAAAGGAAAUAUCUUCUAAACCUAGAAUGUCAGAAGAAUGUUGUAUAUCACAGGAAGCUUGUGCAUUAGAAGCAUCAUCUGGGAUUUUAACUCACAACAGUACUUCUGAUCCACUAUUAAGUAAACUCUCAGCUAAAGGUAACCACAAACGAACAUUGUCAUUAAACAGUCAAGGUGCACUCUUGAGUGAUUCUAGCAGUGAAGUUCUCAAUAACUUUACAGAGGAAGAUUUGGUGAGUCUAGAUCUGGAUAGUGUGGCUUCACUUUCACAUAACAGCCUCAAGUAUCUUAUUGACAGCUCUGAAGACCUGGCUUCAUCAACCCAAAGUGUGGACAAAAUGAGGUUUGAGGGUGUUGACUAUCUAUUGAUUCCUCAGAACAUUUAUCACCAGAUUCAAUCUGAUCUUGGAAAUCUUAAACAGCAGCUGCUCAACCUUUCCACUUUAAUCCAAGAGGACAGUGAAGACCAAUGAUGUUAUCAGUGUUGAAAGAACUUGUUGUCACAGGAUCACAGACUGUUCAAUUAUUUGGCAUAAACAAACUCUGAACAAACUGUUUAUUGUCUUUUUCUGAAUCACUUAAUAAAAAAAAAGAAACAUGUUUGAAUAUAUGUGCCUACUAAUUGGUCUGCAAGUAAAAUUAGCUUAUUAUUAUUCUAGAUGCAAAAUAUUAUGUAAAAAGAAUUCAGAUUUUUUAACAUUAAGAAUUUUUUUAUCACUUUGAAAUUCUGAAUGUUAAAAUGUCUUUUAUUAUUUUAGAGCCAAUUACAGUAGAUUUAAUCAGAAAUUGCUGUCAUAAUAUUGCAUACUUUUGUUAUAUAGCUGUAUACUUGACUACUAUUAGAUUUUUUUCAUCUCACGUGAAAGGCUUAAUUCUGCUUCUUUAAAACACAUUUAUGUAAGUCAAAAUCUUCUGUUUUGCAGAUUAAAAUUACAAAUUAAUAUUAUUUCCAUUAAAACAGUGUUUUUGUACUUAUUGUUUUAAUUGAUAAACUUUUAAAUUUUUGGGUUAUAUUAUUGUGCUUAUAAAGAAUAAGAUAUGCUAGAAUUUGUACAUAAUGUUUUAGGUAGGUCAAAUGAAAACAAAAUUUGGUAUGAAAAUAUUUAGUAAAUUGAAGUAAAGGAAUCAAUUGCUUUGUAUGAGUAUUUCACUACUUACCAUGAUCCCUUUUAGACCUUGUUGAUGAAAGACCAUUUUUUUUUAAACAAAAGUCUUCCACUUUUAUAAUUAAGAUAAUUAGUACCAUUAGCACUUGAUCUGUGUUCAUUGCAUCCUAUAUUACUUAGUUAACCAAUUUGUUUGUAACACUGUUGUAUUUGCAUCAAUAAGUUUAAGAUAUCAAUUAUAGAAGUAUUGAGACAGAGAACAUACCCUAGACUAUUUGGUCAAUUUAAGCCUUUGUAGAUGAAAAGAGGAAAUUGAGAAUAUAACAACAAAUAACAAUCAAGAAAAAAAAGGUAUAACUUGAAUGGUGAUUUUAUCCUUAGUCAUAACUCCCAUUCUUCAAAAAAAAAAAAUGUCAGAGAUCAAAAUUUACAUUGUUAAUUUCGUUAGCUUAUCAACCCACACAAUUUUAAGGUUGUUUUUUGUGGGUUUUUUUAAUAGAAAUUCUCUAUGUAUGUAUUUGCUGUUACUCCUAUAUUUGAACAAAAUGUUCACAUAUUUGUUAGUGGGCUGUUUAGAUUGGUUCAAACAGCUGUGGUUGUGUUCAUGAUGGCAUAUUGACAUUCAAGCAAUAUUUAUUUAUUAAUGUGUUAUUCAAAUGUUAAACUAUUAAGAUUAACUAAAAACUAAAUGAAAUAUCUUGUUAAAACUGCCAGGUUAUUUAUCACAUCUGCAUAUCAUUCAAUAUACAGCCUAUAUCAGUAUUGUUAUCCAUAUCAAGCAUUCCUCUUAUUUACUUUUCAGCAAUAGUCAAUGAAUUUUUUGUACCAUUGAAAUAAAAGUGUGUGUAUGGAUACUGUUUUUGAUGUGAAGCUUUAAACCAGAAUCCUGUCUCACUGUGCAGACAUUGUAUUGAGACUCUUGCUUCUUUUACUAUUUUGGGCAACAGUUUUCAUUUAGAAGUAUUCAUUCUUGGAGUAAAACAAAUUUCUUAUCAUCAAACUAUGUGCAAUCAUUUUAUUUAUUGAAUAUUUUUAUAUACCACUUUUGUUUUCUCCUUUUGUUGUAAAUAUCUUACAUGUAUCAUUUUAACUAGUCUUUAAUUCAAAAUAAAUUUUAAGGAUCUAUGAUAAAAAUUCAGUUAUUUUACAAAACAUUUAUAUUCAUCAAGACUAGAACAAGGAAAACCACAGCAGUCCAUGUUUUGAAAUCAGUCUAGUUAUUGUGCACUUGAUCAAUUAAUAAUAUACAUCUAUUUCAAUUUUUAGAAAAAAAAAACAAGCAAAAAAAUAAUAACAUUUUCAUUUAUAAAAUCUAAAAACUAAUCUAUGAUAAAAAUAGGAACAUUCUUGUCUUUUCAUAUUAUUUUCGAAAGGUUUAUCUGAAUAUUUCAUUUAAGUUGUGAGUGCUUUGUGUUUAUUUUGUACUUCACUGGUCACACAAACAACAUAUCACAUGUAGUUUUAAACAGAAUUUAUAAUGGACCAAAAUGUAAUUAGUUUUAUGUUUAGUAUUGGGUGUGUUUUUUUUUUUUACUUUACAUUUUCAUUUUUUUUCACUGGCUUUGUUUAAUACAAUUUAAGUGUGAAUGUCAAUAGUUCUAUGGUAUUCAUUUCAACGGUUCAUAUCAUGGUCUGCCAUCACCUGUAUCCUUUAGGAGAUUUGGGCAAAAGGUUGUAACAAUCCUCUAUCUAGAAUAAACAUAUAUAAUUUGUACGACAUUUCUUUUUUUAUCACUAGUCAGUUUUCACGAAACAAUAAAGUGGACUAGGUUGUGAUUUUUUUUUUUUACAUCUUCUAUGUCCUCAAACAUUGUACUCUUAUUUUCUCUACUCUUAUGUUACUCCUUAAAGAAGAAUGAAGUAUACUUGUAGGAUAAGCUACUUUACAAUAAGGAAUUAGGUGGGUAAAAGUUAAGAUUUAUUUUCUUUGUGUAUUUCCUGGUUAGGUUUUUUUAUAGUGACAAUAAAGUCAUAAGAAAAGAAAGAUUAGAAUUAGAUAUGAAAUAAAAACAGUUCAUAUAUUAGCGUCUUUAGAGACAGUCCAGUUUUAUUAAUCGAGAAGUUUUUGGACAUAGUUAUUUGAUUGGCAACAUGACAUAGACGUCAGAUUAAAUGUUUGAAUCAUCAGCACUCUUUGAUUGUCUCAUUGCAUUGUUAGACUUUGGCUUGUGUUCAGUUGGUUAGCUGGAAUUAGUUGUUACCUUUGCCUGAACAGAGUCAACACUCUUCUCAAGACUCAGCGAAGAGCUUGUUAACAAUAUUGAUGUACUUAUCAUUUUUUUUAAGUGGUAGUUUUCUGACAAAAUUACAUAACAAACCAAUGCUGCAUAUUGACCAAACUCACUUCAGCUGAUUUUGUUUUAAGUGAAUCAUUAAGAUGACUUUGUCUCCAAGAGUUCAAUGAGCUGUAGGCAUGUAUGUUCUUAGAACGCUUAGUAAACGCUUACAAUGGAAGGACCAGAUACUUUUUGUUUUCCAUGUGAAAUUUUAAAAUGCUUGCUCCUUUGUACCAAAUGAACUAUAUCAGUACAAAAUAAAUGAAAGAAACUUA